UCUCCUGUCACUUGUGAACAAGACCGCGAGAUAAUUGAACUCUUUCACCUGGGGCAGCAACUCAUCCCCAAGGUAGUUGAAAAUCCGACUUGUAUGACUUAGGAGAGGAUUUUUACUGUAAUUAAUGUUAGGAACAAUCAGGACCUGCAGAAGUCAUCCGACUAGAGCAAAAAUCCAAUUUUUGUGACUUCAACUUAGGCGACGUUUAGUGUACUUCACAAGACCACUUUAAAAAAAGAAAGAAAUAUGGUCUGGCUCAUUGGCUCAUUAAAUCUCUCUCCCGUGCAGAGAUUAUGUUUUAAUGAAAGAGUUUUCUCUGUUAAUCUAACAUCUGUCCUUAGCUUCAGGAAAAAAACUGAAACUUUUGCAUAUCUGCUGUGUUUAAUUGCCUGCAAUUUCUUAUCAGACUUGGAGCAAGAUGGUUUUUCCAAGAACCCGUUCUUUCAUGUGGUCAUAGCUGAGGUGCCAGAACAGCACAGAACCAAAGAAGGUCACACAAAGAUCGGCUACGCACUUUACUUCUAUUCCUACAGUUCAUGGAAAGGCAGAUCCAUUUAUAUGCUGGACUUAUACGUGAUGCCAGAGUUCAGAGGGAAGGGCGUUGGUAAAGCACUAAUGAGCAAGGUGGCGCAGCUGGCUCUGGCUGCCGGCUGCCACCAGCUCAACUUCACUGUUGCCGACUGGAACAAACCAUCUAUGGACUUCUACCUCAGCCAGGGCUGCUUCGAUGUCACCGCUAGCCUGGGCUACCACUGCAUGCGCUGCGAGGGGGAGGCGCUAGAGCACCUGGCUCAGCCUUAACCCAAGCCUCGUGACCUUAUGACCUUUGCAGCCAUGAGGUCAGCCGACACACUGCAGGGAUGGACGCCACUCAGCGGCCUCUUUACAAAGCUUUUUUUUUUUUUCAGUAAUGAGGGUCACAUACAUGCUGCAAACUUGUUUUCAUUUUACUGACUUUUUAAAGUUGCAAGAAAUAUGCCCCCACCACAGCGUUAUAUUUUGGAGGAGCAACCUCCACUGGGGGUCUAAAGGUCUGUGCAGACAGGCUCAGAGUGCAACGGUCAUUAAAGAUGGAUGUAAUAUAGAUGUGUGUAUAUACAAAAAUUGCAUAAAAUUGAUUUGCUAAUUUAGUUGCAGUAACAGACAGUGGAUGCCCACUGAAUCCCACUUUAAGCCCUGACUGUACUAAUGUUUUCUGUUUAGGUGUUGAGGCAAAGUUAAUUAAAAAGUAUUGUCAUGUUUUAAUAUAAUUUUAGUACUACAUUAAUAUAGCUUGAGGCUCUGCAACUUUGCUGGUAGAAAUGUCCUUCAAUGAGGUACUUUUUUACUUUGAGUUCAUUUCCGAGCCUGUUAUUUAUUUACUCAAGUAUCACUUUUACUUGAGUAAAUAAGUUGAAUCAGUACUUGAACUUUUACCAGAGUAUUUCUUUAGCAAGUAUCUGUACUUGUACUUAAGUAAAGAAAGUCUGUAAAUUUUCAACCUCCAGACAGAGCAAACUACAAACUCAUCCAGGUUGUUGGCUGUGCAGAGCAGCAGGGCAACUGUAGCUGAACUGAACAGAGAGUCCAGAGUGUGGAGAACUAUAUCGAGCAAACAAAGAGUGAAAUCUGGAGCACAGCAACUGAAUCAGACGGGUUUCAGGCCUGAAGAGCAGCACUGAGGAUGUAACGAGCUGCAGACUGAACGGUGGAUGAGAGAGGCUGCAAGAUGAUAAACUUUUCUACUUUUAAUAUAGUUUAUUAAAAUGUUUUCUUAUUUUGUUGAAGCCAGCUGUGAGGUCAGUUUUAAAUGCUGGCAGUGACUGGUUCAAUCUUUCAAAGUGAGCGCUCUGUUUUUUUUAUAUUGUCUUUAUUUUAACAUAUCUGAUCCCACACUUUAACCAAAGCUCUUAAAACAAACUCUAACUGGUGCUAAACUAACAGUGCCAGUAUCAAUACAUUUGCAAGUGAUUUCUAAUUUUGAAAAGAAUAUUUCCAUAUGCAGCUGUCUUCAUCUUCAUACUCAAUCCUGUCUUCUUUCAGAAUUAAAUA
Archocentrus centrarchus (flier cichlid) is the source of this 2031-nucleotide messenger RNA. Its product is annotated as diamine acetyltransferase 2-like. NCBI's taxonomy places the organism in Eukaryota, Metazoa, Chordata, Actinopteri, Cichliformes, Cichlidae. The transcript has 4 exons. The record is from RefSeq and is a predicted model, not a curated record. The coding region runs from base 247 to 801 and encodes 184 amino acids. Gene Ontology annotation, molecular function: N-acetyltransferase activity.